Molecule: messenger RNA, 1355 nt
Organism: Talpa occidentalis (Iberian mole)
Lineage: Eukaryota; Metazoa; Chordata; Mammalia; Eulipotyphla; Talpidae
Gene: VPS37C
Product: VPS37C subunit of ESCRT-I
Biological process (GO): protein targeting to vacuole; ubiquitin-dependent protein catabolic process via the multivesicular body sorting pathway; protein targeting to membrane
Cellular component (GO): ESCRT I complex
Source: RefSeq, a predicted model, not a curated record
GCGGGCGGGCUGCGCACCCGGAAGUGCGGCGCCGGCUGUGGUUUAACCCGCGGCGGCGGCGGCCCCGGCAGGGGAAGAUGGAGACCCUGAAAGACAAGACCCUGGAGGAGCUGGAGGAGAUGCAGAAUGCCGAGGCCAUUGACCGUCUGGCCCAGGAGGCCCCCGAGGUCCAGGACCUGCAGCUGGAACGCGAGAUGGCACUGGCCACCAACCGCAGCCUGGCUGAGCAGAACCUGGAGUUCCAGGGUCCCCUGGAGAUCAGCCGCUCGAAUCUCUCGGACAAAUACCAGGAGCUCCGGAAGCUCGUGGAGCGGUGCCAGGAGCAGAAGGCCAAGCUGGAGAAAUUUUCUUCAACACUGCGGCCAAGUACUUUGCUAGACCUUCUGCAAAUCGAAGGCAUGAAGAUCGAAGAAGAGUCAGAGGCCAUGGCUGAGAAGUUCCUGGAGGGUGAGGUGCCCUUGGAAACGUUCCUGGAGACCUUUUCCUCCAUGAGGAUGCUGUCCCACCUGCGCCGGGUCCGUGUGGAGAAGCUCCAGGAGGUGAUGAGGAGGCCCAGAGUAUCUCCGGAGCUGGCGGGGGAUGCUCUUCCUCCUCGCCCACCUCCCCCGCCUCGCCCGGCCCCCCAGGCGACCCCUGUGGCUGGCGAACAGCCACUGCCGCCCCCGCCCUCGGCAGGCCUGCCCUACCCGCUGCCCUACAGCCCAUCUCCCGGCAUGCCCGCAGGCCCCACGGCGCAUGGCGCCCUCCCGCCGGCCCCCUUCCCCUCCCGCGCUGUCCCAGCCCUACCCCAGCCCCCCGCCAGCGGGCCCAUGGGCCCUGCUUACCCGUCAGCCCAGCCAGCACCCAGGGCUGCUGGGGGCUACUCCUGGUCCCCGCAGAGGAGCACGCCGCCCCUGCCCAGCUAUCCCAUGGCCCCCGCUGGUGCUUCUGGCCCAGGGUACCCGUUGGCGGGGGGCCGCGCCAGUGCUGGCUAUCCUCAGCAGCCGUCCUACCCCUCGACGGGAGGCAAGCCACCGUACCCCACUCAGCCCCAGUUCCCAGGCCCGCCCCAGCCCUCAGGCCUGCCUCGGCCGCCCUAUCCCAGCCCCACCCCUCCCUACGGGUUCCCCCAGCCUCAGGGGCCUGCCUGGCUGGGUAUUAGAGGCUGGCCUGGCCCUUCCCUACCUCCCCUGUCCCUCAGCCUUGGGCCCACCCUCCUGAGAUUCCAGGUGAAACUGGGAGUGGAGCUGGCACUCCUCAUGGACUUGUGGGGGCACGCAGGGACCUGGGGCACCUGGCUGGGGCCCUGCGGGCCGUGGGGACAGUGGGCACAACUCAUCGACCUUCCCGGGGAAGGGGGCGCCUCCUUGCAGUGA